CUCUUAGCUUAUUCUCACAACGAGAGGCAGAAGUAAAACAGUUCCUAAGAAGAAACAUUCAUUACAUAACAUAUAGUAAUCCUAUAUGGCCAAAGACGUGGGAGGAGCAGAGGGAUACGCGGCGAGGGACUACGAAGAUCCGCCGCCAACUCCGUUUUUCGAUGCGGAGGAGCUGACCAAGUGGUCUUUGUACAGAGCCGUCAUCGCCGAGUUCGUAGCCACUCUCCUCUUCUUGUACGUCACUGUUUUGACUGUCAUCGGCUACAAGAUUUCCUCCGACACUAAGGCCGGAGGCGACGAGUGCGGAGGCGUCGGAAUCCUCGGCAUCUCAUGGGCUUUCGGCGGCAUGAUCUUCAUCCUAGUCUACUGCACCGCCGGUAUCUCAGGUGGUCACAUAAACCCUGCCGUGACGUUCGGCUUGUUCUUGGCAAGGAAGGUAUCGUUGGUUAGAGCGGUGCUAUACAUGGUGGCUCAGUGUUUGGGUGCUAUUUGUGGAGUUGGUUUCGUCAAAGCUUUCCAAAGCUCUUACUACGUCCGUUACGGUGGAGGAGCAAACUCUCUAGCCGAUGGAUACAGCACGGGGACUGGACUCGCUGCAGAGAUCAUCGGAACAUUCGUCCUUGUCUACACUGUUUUCUCCGCUACAGAUCCCAAAAGAAACGCACGAGACUCCCACGUUCCCGUGUUGGCGCCACUUCCAAUUGGAUUUGCCGUGUUCAUGGUUCACUUGGCCACUAUUCCAAUCACCGGAACCGGGAUUAACCCGGCUAGGAGUUUUGGAGCUGCGGUUAUCUACAACGAGUCCAAGCCGUGGGAUGACCAUUGGAUAUUCUGGGUGGGACCAUUCAUCGGAGCUGCGAUUGCUGCAUUUUAUCACCAGUUCGUUCUAAGAGCUUCUGGUUCCAAAUCCCUCGGAUCCUUCAGAAGUGCUGCCAACGUUUGAGUUACUGUUAUGUUUAAAUGAGGCACGUGAUUUUAAAAUGUGUCCAGUCCUCUGUCUUUUUUUUUCUUUCUUCCUCUGCUUUUAUAUGUGUGAUUCUAGUUAAUGGAGUUUGAGUGGUUUUCGUUUUCAAUGUCACUGAGUUUGUUUAUUGAUUAAAAAAGUUGAACACAUUGCUUCACUUA
This is a messenger RNA of Raphanus sativus (radish), 1125 nucleotides long. Its product is annotated as aquaporin PIP2-2-like. Gene Ontology annotation, molecular function: water channel activity. Lineage: Eukaryota; Viridiplantae; Streptophyta; Magnoliopsida; Brassicales; Brassicaceae. Gene Ontology annotation, biological process: transmembrane transport. The record is from RefSeq and is a predicted model, not a curated record. Bases 86 to 943 code for a protein of 285 amino acids. Gene Ontology annotation, cellular component: plasma membrane. The transcript has 4 exons.